CUUUGCCUCCUUAUUUGGGUUUUCUAACCCUCUAUAAAAGCCAAGCACUAGUGGUUUGUGUUCUCUAAAGCUUCCUACGUCAAAACUUGUUAAUCAAUUCUUACUGUGCCUGGAAAACUCAAGCAGUCACUAUGGGCGAUGCUAUGAUGGCAGAGUUCGGUAAGGCCGCUCCCUUCCUGAGAAAGUCUGAUAAAGAGCGUCUCGAAGCUCAAACAAGACCCUUUGACAUCAAAACGCAAUGCUUUGUUGUGGAUGAAAAAGUGGAAUUUGUGAAGGGGCUGAUCGUUAGCAAGGACAAUGGAAAGGUCACUGUGAAAACCGAGGAUGGGAGAACGGUGACCGUCAAGGAUUCAGAUGUUCACCCCCAGAACCCACCUAAAUUCGAUAAAAUCGAAGACAUGGCCAUGCUCACUUUUCUUCAUGAGCCUGCAGUGCUGUUCAACCUCAAAGAGCGUUACGCAGCCUGGAUGAUCUACACCUACUCAGGGCUGUUCUGCGUAACCGUCAACCCGUACAAGUGGUUACCGGUGUACGAUUCAGAGGUGGUCUCUGCCUACAGAGGUAAGAAGAGGACUGAGGCUCCUCCUCAUAUCUUCUCAAUCUCAGACAAUGCUUAUCAGUACAUGCUAACUGAUCGGGAGAACCAGUCUGUCCUUAUCACUGGAGAAUCCGGUGCUGGAAAGACCGUUAACACCAAGAGAGUCAUCCAAUAUUUCGCAAGCAUUUCUGCUGGAGGUACUGGAAAGAGAGACCCUAGCAAGGGAACCCUGGAGGAUCAAAUUAUUCAGGCUAACCCUGCACUUGAAGCUUUCGGAAAUGCCAAAACUGUGAGAAAUGACAACUCGUCUCGUUUUGGAAAAUUCAUCCGCAUUCAUUUUGGAACAAGUGGUAAACUCUCUUCCGCUGAUAUCGAAACGUACUUGCUAGAAAAGUCUCGUGUGACCUUCCAGCUGAAAGCUGAGAGGAAUUACCAUAUCUUUUACCAGAUAUUGUCUAAUGAAAAGCCUGAACUACUGGACAUGCUGCUGAUAACCAACAAUCCAUAUGACUAUUCUUACAUCUCCCAAGGAGAAGUAACUGUUCAGUCUAUCAAUGAUAGCGAGGAGCUGAUUGCAACUGACCAGGCUUUUGAUGUUCUUGGCUUUACAUCAGAAGAAAAGAUGGGAGUCUACAAACUGACAGGUGCUAUCAUGCACUAUGGCAACAUGAAAUUUAAACAGAAACAGCGUGAAGAGCAGGCAGAGGCUGAUGGUUCAGAAUCUGCAGAUAAGGCAGCUUAUCUAAUGGGGCUGAACUCAGCUGAUCUGCUGAAAGGACUCUGCCAUCCAAGGGUCAAAGUGGGCAAUGAGUAUGUCACCAAAGGACAGAGUGUGGACCAAGUGUAUUACUCAAUCGGUGCACUGGCAAAGUCAGUGUACGAGAAAAUGUUCAACUGGAUGGUGGUGAGAAUCAACCAGUCCCUUGACACCAAGCAACAUCGGCAACAUUUCAUCGGUGUGCUAGAUAUCGCUGGCUUUGAGAUCUUUGAUUUAAACACGUUUGAGCAACUCUGCAUCAAUUUUACCAAUGAAAAGCUGCAACAGUUUUUCAACCACCACAUGUUUGUGCUGGAGCAAGAGGAGUAUAAAAAGGAGGGAAUUGACUGGGAGUUUAUUGACUUUGGGAUGGACCUGCAAUCUUGCAUUGAUUUGAUUGAGAAACCUCUGGGUAUCAUGUCCAUUUUGGAGGAAGAGUGCAUGUUUCCAAAGGCCAGUGAUCAGACUUUCAAAUCAAAGUUAUAUGACAACCACCUGGGCAAGACCAACAUCUUCCAGAAGCCACGUGUGGUGAAAGGGAAGGCAGAGGCACACUUUGCUUUAUGCCACUAUGCAGGAAUUGUAGAUUACAAUAUUACCGGCUGGCUUGUGAAAAACAAAGACCCACUGAAUGAAACAGUUGUUGGGCUCUUUCAAAAAUCCUCUUUAAAGCUGUUAAGCACUCUCUUUUCACAGUAUGCAGCAACAGAUGGGGCUGAAAAGUCAGGUGGGAAAGGAGCCAAGAAAAAGGGGUCAUCUUUUCAAACAGUGUCUGCCCUCCACAGAGAAAAUCUUAACAAAUUAAUGACCAAUCUGAAAACCACACACCCACACUUUGUCCGCUGUUUGAUUCCAAACGAGAUCAAGACUCCUGGAAUCAUGGACAACUGCCUUGUUAUGCACCAGCUUCGCUGCAAUGGUGUACUAGAGGGUAUCAGGAUUUGCAGGAAAGGUUUUCCAAACAGGAUACUCUAUGGUGAUUUCAAACAGAGAUACAGGAUCUUAAAUGCAUCUGCCAUCCCGGAAGGACAGUUCAUUGAGAACAAGAAGAGUGCUGAGAAGCUGUUAGGGUCACUGGAUAUUGACCACACCCAAUACAAAUUUGGACACACUAAAGUCUUUUUUAAAGCUGGCCUGCUGGGCACACUGGAGGAGAUGCGUGAUGACCAACUUGCUCGCAUUCUCACUAGGAUCCAAGCUUAUGCUCGUGGCUUGCUUAUGAGAGUAGAGUUUCAGAAACUGGUAGAACGCAGAGAUGCCCUCAUGGUCAUCCAGUGGAACCUUCGUUCUUUCCUUGGGGUGAAAAAUUGGCCAUGGAUGAAACUGUUCUUUAAGAUUAAACCUCUGUUAAGGAGUGCUGAGUCUGAAAAAGAGAUGGCAAACAUGAAGGAUGAAUUCAAUAAACUAAAAGAAGCUUUGGAAAAAUCUGAGGCCAGACGAAAAGAGUUAGAAGAGAAGAUGGUCACUCUUCUCCAAGAGAAGAAUGAUUUGGUACUUCAGGUGCAAUCAGAGCAAGACACUUUAACUGAUGCUGAGGAGAGAUGUGAACAACUCAUAAAAAGCAAGAUCCAGCUGGAAGCUAAAGUCAAAGAGCUGUCAGAACGCAUAGAGGAUGAGGAAGAGAUCAAUGCAGAUCUCACAGCCAAAAAACGUAAGUUAGAAGAUGAAUGUUCUGAACUCAAGAAAGAUAUAGAUGAUCUUGAGCUGACACUGGCCAAGGUUGAAAAGGAAAAGCAUGCUACGGAGAACAAAGUGAAAAAUCUCACUGAGGAAAUGGCAUCUCUCGAUGAAAACAUAAUGAAACUAACCAAGGAGAAAAAAGCUCUUCAAGAGGCUCACCAGCAGACACUGGAUGACCUGCAGUGUGAGGAGGACAAAGUAAAUACACUGACAAAAGCUAAAGUUAAGCUUGAGCAACAGGUGGAUGAUCUUGAGGGCUCACUGGAACAAGAGAAAAAAGUAAGGAUGGACCAAGAACGUAGCAAGAGAAAACUGGAAGGAGAUCUAAAACUGACUCAAGAAAAUGUAAUGGAUUUAGAAAAUGACAAACAGCAACUAGAAGAAAAACUCAAAAAGAAAGACUUUGAAAUAAAUCAGCUCAAUGUAAAAAUUGAAGAUGAGCAAAGUUCCUCGGUGCAGCUUCAGAAAAAGUUCAAGGAAAAUCAAGCUAGAAUUGAGGAACUGGAGGAAGAACUGGAAGCUGAGCGUGCAGCCUGUGCAAAAGUUGAGAAACAGCGAUCUGAUCUUUCUCGGGAACUGGAAGACAUCAGUGAGCGACUGGAGGAGGCAGGUGGAGCCACAUCUACUCAAGUGGAGCUCAAUAAAAAAAGGGAGUCUGAGUUUCAGAAGUUACGUAGGGACCUUGAGGAAUCGACCCGUCAGCACGAGACCACAACUGCCACUCUUCGGAAGAAGCAUGCAGACAGUGUGGCUGAACUAGGAGAACAGAUUGAUAAUUUGCAAAGGGUCAAACAAAAGUUAGAGAAGGAGAAAGCUGAAUUAAAGUUGGAACUGGAUGACUUUUCCUCAAACAUGGAGAGUGUCGUGAAGGCAAAAGUCAAUCUUGAAAAAAUGUGCCGCACAUUGGAAGACCAGAUGAAUGAGCAUAGGUCAAAAGCUGAAGAAGCCCAAAGAGUUCUACACGAUCUGUCUACCCAGAAAGCCAAACUGCUGACUGAAAAUGGAGAAUUUGGACGACAAAUGGAGGAGAAGGAGUGUUUGAUUUCUCAGCUCACACGAGGAAAAAACUCGUACACACAGCAACUCGAGGACCUAAAAAGGCAACUCGAGGAAGAGGUUAAAGCAAAGAAUGCACUUGCACAUGCCGUACAGUCAGCGCGGCAUGAUUGUGACUUGCUGAGAGAACAAUUCGAGGAGGAACAAGAAGCAAAAGCUGAGCUCCAAAGAGCAUUGUCCAAGGCCAAUACAGAGGUAGCAACAUGGAGGGCAAGAUAUGAAACUGAUGGAAUUCAGCGAACGGAGGAACUGGAAGAGGCAAAGAAAAAACUUGUUCAAAAACUGCAAGAAGCGGAAGAGGCAGUGGAAGCGGUGAAUGCAAAGUGUUCUUCUCUUGAAAAAACUAAACAUCGCCUACAAAAUGAGAUUGAAGAUCUGAUGUUAGACCUUGAACGCUCUAAUGCUGCGUCAGCUGCCCUGGACAAAAAACAGAGAUCCUUUGACAAAAUCAUUGCAGAGUGGAAACAAAAGUAUGAGGAGUCACAAUGUGAGCUUGAAGGAACACAAAAGGAAGCUCGCAGCUUGAGUACUGAGCUCUUUAAGCUAAAAAAUUUCUAUGAAGAAACUCUAGAUCACCUUGAAACCAUUAAGAGAGAAAACAAGAAUCUACAGGAGGAAAUCUCAGACCUAACAGAUCAAGUGGGUGAAGGACGAAAGACUGUUCAUGAGUUGGAAAAACUAAGGAAACAGUUGGAACAGGAGAAAGCAGAGUUACAGUCUGCACUGGAAGAAGCUGAUGCUUCAGUUGAACACGAAGAAGGCAAAAUCCUACGAGCUCAGUUAGAGUUCAACCAGGUAAAGGCAGACAUUGAACGCAAGAUGGCUGAAAAAGAUGAGGAAAUGGAACAAGCGAAGAGAAACUAUCAACGUAUGAUUGAAACCUUGCAGGCCUCUCUUGAGGCAGAGACAAGAAGCCGUAACGAGGCACUGAGAGUAAAAAAGAAGAUGGAAGGAGAUCUUAAUGAAAUGGAAAUUCAGCUAAGCCAGGCUAACAGACAGGCAGCCGAUGCUCAAAAACAGUUAAAGAUAGUACAGUCUUGUUUAAAAGAUACUCAACUCCAAAUGGAUGACACACUUCACAGUAAUGAUGAUCUUAAGGAAAACGGUGCCCUGUUGGAACGCAGAAACAACCUCCUCCAAGCAGAACUAGAGGAACUGAGAGCUGUGGUGGAACAAACCGAGAGGGGUCGCAAACUUGCUGAGCAGGAACUUACUGAAGCAACAGAAAGGGUGCAACUCCUGCACUCCCAAAACACUUGCCUCAUCAACCAAAAAAAGAAACAAGAAUCUGACCUGCUUCAGCUUCAGAAUGAGAUGGAGGAGCUGGUGCAGGAGAACCGCAAUGCAGAGGAGAAGGCAAAGAAAGCCAUCACAGAUGCAGCCAUGAUGGCCGAGGAGCUAAAGAAGGAACAGGACACAAGCGCACACCUAGAAAGGAUGAAAAAGAACAUGGAGCAAACAAUCAAGGACCUACAGCACCGUCUGGAUGAGGCUGAGCAACUGGCAAUGAAGGGUGGGAAAAAACAGCUUCAGAAGAUGGAGGGCCGCAUCCGUGAACUUGAGAACGAGUUAGAAGCGGAGCAAAAGCGAGGUUCAGAGUCCAUUAAAGGUGUGCGCAAAUAUGAGCGUCGCAUUAAAGAGCUUACUUAUCAGACCGAGGAGGACCGCAAGAACCUGGCAAGACUUCAGGAUUUAGUGGACAAGCUGCAGUUGAAGGUAAAGGCCUACAAACGUUCUGCUGAAGAGGCUGAGGAGCAGGCAAAUGUCAGCUUGGCUAAAUUACGUAAAUUGCAGCAUGAGCUGGAGGAGGCGGAGGAGCGGGCGGACAUCGCAGAAUCUCAAGUAAACAAACUGCGUGCUAAAACCAGAGAUGGUGUGCCUGGAAAGAAAUCUCAAGAUGAGUAAUGACUCAGCA
Paramisgurnus dabryanus is the source of this 5946-nucleotide messenger RNA. NCBI's taxonomy places the organism in Eukaryota, Metazoa, Chordata, Actinopteri, Cypriniformes, Cobitidae. The record is from RefSeq and is a predicted model, not a curated record.